AUGUUGGGAAAUUGGUUCAUAAUCGAGUACUACGCUAGUUCAGAAGAGGCUUUAUCCUAUAGAUGCAUGAGAGCAGAAUUCAGCAUGCCAACACAAGAAAAUGUCAAUAUGAACUUCACUUAUAGUUUCACUGAUGAUCCCAUGAAUGAAUUACUCAUUGGAAACAUAUCAUGGGUUAUUCCUAACCCUGCAGUCCCAGCACAUUGGACACAUUCUGAAGAUACCUAUGAAGGAGUAUAUAACACGUAUGUCUUGGAUUCAGAUUAUACAUCUUGGGCGUUACUCAUGCAUUGUGCUGAGAAGUCAAAAGUGCCUAGGUAUUUAUCAAGUUUUGUAAUGAGCAGGGAGCCUUCACUUGGGAAAAAUGUUGUAUCAUACUUGAGAGAUAAACUUCCCAGAUAUGAUAUAGAUCUGUCUUACAUGUUUGACAUGCAACAAAACGACUGUAAUUCAACAACUGAUCUUCCACCUUCUCUUUUGCUGAACAGACCAUCUUUAACAAGCAGAAGACAUCCCAUGAAACACAUUCACUGAAAUUGAAUUCAGUCCUGAAAAAAUACUGUUUGUUCUGUAAUCAAAGCCACAAGGAAAAUAAAAAAUUCUACCCAAUUUCAUAUGUUGACAUUA
This is a messenger RNA of Leptinotarsa decemlineata (Colorado potato beetle), 627 nucleotides long. It is a transcript of the gene Karl, whose product is annotated as lipocalin/cytosolic fatty acid-binding protein Karl. Gene Ontology annotation, cellular component: cytoplasm. Gene Ontology annotation, molecular function: violaxanthin de-epoxidase activity. The record is from RefSeq and is a predicted model, not a curated record. Lineage: Eukaryota; Metazoa; Arthropoda; Insecta; Coleoptera; Chrysomelidae. Gene Ontology annotation, biological process: lipid metabolic process; response to reactive oxygen species.